Molecule: messenger RNA, 1233 nt
Organism: Fusarium falciforme
Lineage: Eukaryota; Fungi; Ascomycota; Sordariomycetes; Hypocreales; Nectriaceae
Product: AB hydrolase-1 domain-containing protein
Exons: 2
Coding region: 46-1233 (395 amino acids)
Source: RefSeq, a predicted model, not a curated record
AAAACCGCGUAUCCGGAUAAAGACUAUCAAAUCAAGUCGUCCCUGAUGCAUUUCGUUACUGCGGCGGCCGCGGCUGUGGCUGCCUUAAGCAUCAGCUCGUCUCUAGUGGCAGCCUCUUCGCAACACGUCAGAUCCGAAGCCGAGGUCCCUUCCAUUCGUUCCUAUUUUUAUGUCGGCGGCGAAUAUGUUGAUGAUGGAAAUGGGGGUCACAUCUUUCGCGAUCAGAUGUACGUUGAGAAACUGUUGCCAGUUAGUGGUGCAACCCAAGACACACCAAUUGUCCUCAUCCAUGGUCAAGCUCAGACAGGCAGUAAUUUCUUGAACAAGCCAGACGGCGGCCGCGGCUGGGCUUCUCAGUUCAUCAGUCAAGGCUAUGAAGUAUACAUCGUCGACCAAACUUUCCGCGGUCGUUCGGCGUGGAUGCCUUCAUACGGGGCUAAGCAACCUUUAACCCUCCCAGCUGAGACGAUCGAAAAGGCAUUCACCGCCACGCACAAGUUCAAUAUUUGGCCCCAGGCUGUGAACCACACUCAAUGGCCCGGCACGGGUCUCCGAGGGGAUCCUAUCUUUGAUGCCUUUUAUAGUGCAAACGUACAAUUUAUCGGCAACACUACGUAUCAGCAGGCUGCUGUUCAAGCCGCAGGUGCGGCUUUGCUGGACAAAAUCGGCCGGCCUGUCGUCCUCUUAGGUCAUAGUCAAGGCAGUUUUAUGCCUAUUCUCAUUGCCGACGCCCGACCUACACUAGCCAAAGCCCUAAUUCUGCUUGAAGCAGGUGGGCCGCCGUUCGUCGAUGAAAUCUUUGUCUUCGGGGGCGAGAAUCCUCGGCAAUGGGGUUUGACGGACAUUCCUCUCACGUACGAACCAGCCGUAACCGAUCCCACCGUCGAUAUCGUCAAGACGCGCGUUGCUUCAAAGGGAGAUGGCUAUAGCGACUGUACGCUGCAAGCUGCUGACCCCCAACCCCGUCAGUUGGUAAAUCUAUUGGAAAAGCCCAUUCUUAUGGUCACGGGAGAAGCGUCCUAUCACAUGCCUUACGAUUAUUGUACAGCCAAUUACCUCAAGCAGGCUGGUUGCUCCAAGACUGAGCAUGUAGAACUCGGAGAUGUUGGAAUUCAUGGGAAUGGGCACAUGAUGUUCAUGGAGAAGAACAGUGAUGAGAUCCAGGCUUUUAUUGAACGCUGGAUUCAGUCGAGACUUAGCCUAUACACCAUGGACCUUCCCAAGACGGCCUAG